Aspergillus ruber CBS 135680 is the source of this 1836-nucleotide messenger RNA. RefSeq names its product glycosyltransferase family 4 protein. Gene Ontology annotation, molecular function: glycosyltransferase activity. The transcript has a single exon. Bases 286 to 1701 code for a protein of 471 amino acids. The record is from RefSeq and is a predicted model, not a curated record. NCBI's taxonomy places the organism in Eukaryota, Fungi, Ascomycota, Eurotiomycetes, Eurotiales, Aspergillaceae.
CUGCCAUCCCAGAAAACUCGUGGUAUUUAGCACGCGGGGUGUCUCCCGGACUGCCAGUGGUUGUUGUUCUUGACUCGUCCCGAGCGAGAGACAGGCCCACGUGCCGCCGGCUUGCAAUAUCCUUAUUUUGGGGUCGAAUAGAAUUCGUUCAAGGUUUAUUGUACUGCAUUCACGAUAAAGAGGAGGGAUAAAAAAUGAGGAUGGCUUGCUUUUGUUCGGUACUCAUAAGGCGGGAGGUGUCUGCGGUUUCGUGGGCAUGGGUAUGUGUGUUUGCAGCGCUGCAGUAUGGCCCUAAACACAGCCGUCUCUAUCUCUCCACGAGACAACUUCCCGGAUAUCCUCAGAGGUAAACGGGUCUUGCUGACGACAGAAUCACUAGGUCCGGUCAAUGGCGUCAGUCGCACAACGCGCAGUCUAAUCGAUUAUCUCCAUCGCAAUGGGGUAGACCUGGCAGUGGUUGCGCCACACUUCGAGGGGCAGCAACAACAGCAGGCAGAUGAAAGGCUAUUCCGUGAAGUGCGCAUUCCCGGAUAUCCACUACCCUACAAUCCGGACUUGACGGUGGUGUAUCCAUUCCACCUUGAUGAUGUCUACCGACAAACCUUUGAGCCGGACGUGAUCUAUCUGGCUAGUCCAGCCUCGCUCGGUUUCCAGAUGCUGCUUCUUCUUCGCCAACUGCGACGUUCGCCGGUGGUGCUGUUGAACUUCCAGACGGAUUUAUCUGCAUACAGUGAAAUCCUCCUGCCGGCUCCGUUGGACCGGUUCGCUGUUUGGCUUCUUGCGACGGUGCAGGGAUAUUUGUUCAGUCUCCCUGCCGUGCAUACCAUCUUUUAUCCCUCUUCUGCUAUACGGGGCUACCUUGAGAAGACAGGAGCACCGCAGAACCGAUUCCAUAAACUUGGACGUGGUGUCGACACUUCACUAUUCAACCCAUCCCACCGCGAUGAAAGCUACCGCCAGUCAAUCGCCCCCAAUAACGAAAUAAUCCUCGUCUACGUAUGCCGCCUAGCCCCAGAAAAAGGCUUCGACUUCCUAUCUCAAGUAGCAACACAACUCGCAGCAGCAAACCUACCCUUCAAAAUACUCAUCGUAGGCGGCAACCGCAACCCGGCCGUCGAAACUCGCAUCCACCGCCUCUUCGACGAAGUUCGGGACCAUGUCAUUUUCACCGGUUUCCUGACGGGAGUGGAUCUCGCGCGCGCAUACGCUGCGGGGGAUUUAUUCCUGCAUUGUUCUGUGACUGAGACGUUUGGGCUGGUUGUGCUCGAGGCCAUGGCCAGCGGGCUUCCGGUUAUUGCGCGCGACCAGGGCGGGCCGUCGGAUAUUAUUCGUAAUGGCCAGACAGGGUAUCUCAUGCCGCCGGACGACUUGGAUGGGUUUGUUAAGUUGGUGCGACAAGUGUCGAUUGACGGAGGACUCCGGUCUAAUCUGAGCAGUGCUGCUCGAGGGUACGCAGACGUGACGACAUGGGAGGCUAUUAAUCGUCGCGUGGCAUGGCAGAUUGCAGAUGCUGUCGAGUCGCGGCCGCUCUCGAGAGCGCCGGUUACGCCUCUGCACAUGGUGUGGGUGUUGGUUGAGAAGAUGCGCCUUCUGGCUGCUAUUGGGAUGGUGUAUUUGAUGUGGCUGAUAGCCGUGGUGCCGUUGAUUAUGCAUGGAGAGACCAUACCGCGGUUGCGUGCUUUUUAUAAAGCUUGGAAAUAGUAAUGGUAAUGAACAAUGGCUUUGUUGUAGCUCCGUAGUGAUACAGAUUAUCACUGUUGAUUGAAUAAACAAGCCAAGUUGUACGUCUCGUCCAAGCGCUGCUGUAUAGCAGCCAUAACCUGAUCCAAGUCUGGC